Salvia miltiorrhiza (redroot sage) is the source of this 3223-nucleotide messenger RNA. Its product is annotated as pentatricopeptide repeat-containing protein At4g01030, mitochondrial. The record is from RefSeq and is a predicted model, not a curated record. Gene Ontology annotation, molecular function: zinc ion binding; RNA binding; protein binding. Lineage: Eukaryota; Viridiplantae; Streptophyta; Magnoliopsida; Lamiales; Lamiaceae. Gene Ontology annotation, biological process: RNA modification.
UGAAUCGUAUUAAAUAAAAAAAAAUUAAAGAAUACACCAUGAUGAAGUCGAACUCAAAAUUUUUAAAUUUAAGCUUUAAUCGAUCUACUACCUAGCGAAUGCUAUAAAUCCUUGAUUCAUGACUGUCAAAAAAAAAAAAAAAUCAUUGAUUCAUGAAUGAAGAAAUUGUUGACUGUCACGGUUCCUAAUGGUUUUAGGCUGUAGUGCAUCUUCAAUAAUUCUUUAUCUUCAGUUGGGAUAACCUUAUCCACAGACAAAAAGACAAAAUCACUCUCUCUCCAAAUUUCUUUACCAACUGCCAUGUCUUCUUCAGCAGCACACGACUCCUUGCCAGCGAAGUGAGCAAAAAUGGAAGCCAUAAUAAAUUCUUUUCAUCACUUACCACACAGAAAUUUCACCACCAAAUUCAGCCAGCUAAAAGCUGCUGCAGCGUGUGUUGAGACUUCCCCUCCGCCAGAGACAUUGUCGAACGUUUCUUCACUAAGCAAGUUGAAGUUGAAUCCAGCCAAAGCAAGGCAUGCGCACAUCAUAAAAAUGCCAAAUCAGCAAGAUUCAGACAUCAAGGUGCAGUCUCUGAUCACAUCAUAUUUGGAGCUCGGAGAUUUCCACUCUGCAGCCAUGCUGUUCUUCGUUGGUUUGGAGCAGAACUACUUGCACUGGAACACUUUCUUCCAGGAGUUCAAGAAUAAAGGUGGAGACCCCAUUGAGAUUCUUCAAGUUUUUGUUGAAUUACACAAUAUCGGAGUGGUUUUUGGGAGUGAAAAUCUGGCCAUGCUUCUCAAAAUGUGUGCAAAACUGAGGGAUUCCUGGCUAGGUCUGGAGAUUCAUGUCUGUUUAAUCAAGAGAGGCUUUGAUCAAGAUAUGCAUGCGAAAGCAGCAUUGAUGAACUUCUAUGAGUGCUGGGGUUCAGAUUCGGCAAAAGGGCGUUCGAUUGAAGCGUCAGAUCAGACUUCGUUGCUGUGGAAUGAAGCUGUUUUGGUGGCUUUAAGGAAUGGGGAAUGGUUUGAGGGUAUAGAUGUCUUUCGACAUUCGCAGUUUUCAUCCAUGAAGAUCACCAGCAAUACUUUCACCAUUGCUAGGGUUCUUCAAGCUUGUGGAAGAUAGGAGCUCUUGAUGAGGGGGAAGCAGAUACAUGGAUACAUCCUGAGAAACGCAAUGGAAUCGGAUUUAGCGAUAUGCAACUCACUGAUCUUAAUGUACUCCAAAAAUGGCAGUGUUGAACAAGCAAGAGCUGUAUUUGAUCUAAUGCAAAAUCGAAACCUAUCUACGUGGAACUCAAUCAUAUCUGGUUAUGCAGCAUAUGGUUAUCUUGAAGAUGCAUGGGAGCUAUUGCAUGAAAUGGAAACUUACAAUCUUAAGCCAGACACCGUCACUUGGAACACCCUUCUAUCUGGGCACCUUCAUCAUGGAUCAUACCAAGAAGUGCUCAACAUCUUACAGCAUAUGCAGAACGCAGGUUUUAAGCCGAACAACAGAUCCGUAACCAUUCUUCAAGCUGCGAGUGAAGAUCCAUUACCAAUACAUUGGAAGGAAAUUCAUUGCUAUGUCAUAAGAAAUGGGCUCGAUUCUGAUAUUCAUGUAGUGACUUCAUUGCUAGACAUGUAUGUGAAGAAUGAUGACUUAAAUAGUGCUCAAACUGUUUUUGAUGGCAUGGAGUGUAGAAACAUCUUUGCUUGGAAUGCGAUGAUUUCUGGAUAUUCAUUCAGGGGGGAUUUUGAGAAAGCUGCGAGUCUCAUGAGUCAUUUGAAGGGAGAGGGAGUCAGACCUGAUUUAGUGACAUAUAACAGCAUGGUGUCGGGGCUACUCAAUGGCGGGGCGAAUUGAUGAGCCCUCGACAUGAUGAAGCAAAUCAAGGAUUCAGGGCUAAGCCCCAAUGUGGUGUCAUGGACUGCUCUUAUAUCAGGCAGUUGCCAAAACGGAUACCACAGACACGCGCUCGACUUCUGCUACCAGAUGCAAGCGGAAGGUGUGAAGCCAAACUCAGCUACUAGUGCAAGCUUAUGUAGAGCUUGUGCAGGCUUGUCUCUACUGCAGAGGGGGAAAAGAGCGCAUUGCAUUAGUAUAAGAAAUGGCUAUGUAGAAGAUGCGUUUGUGUGUACAUCACUCAUCGACACGUAUAGCAAGUGUGGCGAUUUAGAGAGUGCUUACAGCAUUUUCCGGGCAACUGAGAGAAAAACAUUAGCUUCUUGGAACUCCAUGAUAAUGGGAUUUUCGUCAUAUGGCCAUGGGAAGAAGGCGAUCUCUUUGUUCCACAUAAUGCAGCAAGCGAAGAAACUACAGCCAGAUGCCAUAACCAUGACAGCUCUGCUCAGGUGCAAGCAUUCUGGUUUGAUUGAUGAAGGGUGGAGAUUCUUCGACAGCAUGGAGACGAAAUACGGGAUAAACCCAACCAUUCAACACUACUCCUGCAUGGUGGAUCUUCUUGCAAGGGCAGGAUAUCUUGAUGAAGCAUGGGAUUUCAUCAGUCAGAUGCCAGUAGAGCCCGAUUCAGGGUCUGGGGGCGCGAUUCUUGGAUCUUGUCGAACCCAUGGCAGCCUCCAGCUGGGAGAGAUUGCCGCAAGACAACUCUUCAAGUUAGAACCAAGAAAUCCUGCUAACUAUGUGUUGCUGAUGAACAUGAUUGCAGCUUCAGAAAGAUGGGAUGAUGUAGACAGGGUCAGAGAUUUGAUGGAACGUCGCUCUCUGAAAAUAGGAAACGUCUGGAGCUGGAUAGAAAUGAACAACACCGUUCAUGUUUUUUCUGCAUCAGGGAAGCCACAUCAAGAAGAUGAGGAGGUCUACUUUGAACUGUAUCAUCUAGUAUCUGAAAUCAAGGGCAAUGGAUACUUACCAGACACCAAAUGUGUACAUCUGUACACCGAUGACAAGGGGGAGAAGGAGAAGGCACUGCUUUCUCAUACAGAAAGAGCAAUCACAUUUGGCCUGAUCAAAACAAAGACCAACACACCAGUCAGGGUCAUCAAGAAUACAACAAUUUGUGGAGACUGUCAUACCUUUGCUGAUACACUUCCUUGGCAAGAAAGCGCGAGAUCAUCCCUCAAAGACGGCAUUCGAUUUCACCAUUAAGAAGGCAAGUGUUCCUGCAGAGAGUUGUUGUGAUGAAAGCAUGUAACUUUCAACUUAAGAGAGCGUGAUAGUCAUCGCUGUAUAUAGAUUACAUCACUGAAUAUACAAAUUCUUUGCAUCUUUUUUGAGAUUAUGACAAUAUAUCAUUCCUUCCUUU